Babesia microti strain RI is the source of this 1719-nucleotide messenger RNA. RefSeq names its product Putative tRNA pseudouridine synthase Pus10. Gene Ontology annotation, molecular function: pseudouridine synthase activity; RNA binding. The record is from RefSeq and is a predicted model, not a curated record. The transcript has 5 exons. Lineage: Eukaryota; Apicomplexa; Aconoidasida; Piroplasmida; Babesiidae. Gene Ontology annotation, biological process: tRNA pseudouridine synthesis. The coding region runs from base 1 to 1719 and encodes 572 amino acids.
AUGUCUGAUACCAGUGAUAUGGAUGUGAUUCCUUGUGUUCAUUGUUUGGAACUAUUUAACAAAUCACUCGCUACACAUGAUCACACGCCGGGUUCUGGUAUAAAUGAAUGUAGCAAAAAUUCUGAUAUUUGUGCAAUUUGUAAAAAUUUAUUCAUGAAUCUCAAAUUAGAGUUACAAGUUAGCACGUAUAGAUUGCCACAAAAUAUUAAUAUCUCAACAAUAGAUGAUAAAACUCUAAUUGAAUUACUGUCAAAUGUCCAAAUACUGAAUAAAAGGAAACUUAACUUUGAUUUCCUAGUGCUAAUGACCAAGCUGUACCCUGUAACGAAUGAUAUCAUUGGUGUUACUAAUGAAAACACUGUAUAUGAUAGUUUCUACUUUGAAAUACCCGAUUUUUCUGUUGUAAUAAAUAACUUUAUUGCAUACUAUUCGGCACAUCACAAAUCACUUUCAGAUUGUACAGCAAAUAACUAUCAUUUUGGGAACUACAAGUAUGUCAAAAAGAAGAUUUUGAAACAUUUGACUAACAUUGCAUACACACAAUUAUCGCAAUACAUGGAGCAAACUAUCAACGAACAUAAUGAAAUAAUCCACUUUAUCAACACAUUAUCCACUUCUAACCCACACUUAUUUGAACAAUUCUCCCGUGUAAAGUUAUAUUUCAAUUACGUAAUAAAAGGUUCUCAGUUAGUUCUAGCCAACUUUUUCCCGUGCCGUGACUUAGUUACUUUGACUGGAUUCUAUAAUAAGUUAUCAAGUGCAAUGAGCCAGACCCCAUGGAAAGCAGAUGGGUUUGCCUUCACCAAUCCUGUGGAAUCGUCGAUAGAACAGUCACUGGCACGCGUGUUCAACACACUGUUCCAAUCGUGUGAGUUCAAGCUUAUUGCUUCAGGGAGGGAAGAUUGUGAUGUAAGGAUGAUGGGCAAAGGCAGGCGAUUUGCAUUGGAAAUAUACAAUUGUAAAUCAGAUCUAAUUGGUGCCUUUUUUACAAUUAAGAAAAUAUCUACCUCUAAUGGUGCUGAGAACCAUUGCAUAAUACCAAACACCGAAGAGAUCGAUCGCUCUUUCCAAAUUACUAGUGAAGAUCUAACUAAGAUUGUCAAUACGAUUACUAAGGGUGCCAAAGGCAAUGCACUGGAAGCAGUCGUGCAGCUAUACAAUAAAGCUAUUGUGUUUAAAUUGCCGGAUUGGAGGACUCUAAACCAGGCAACUGCCAUAGACCCCAGCAAAUUCAUCACUAGAAUGGUUAAGCAGACUGGGGAUAUAAAAUACCUGAGCGUUCUGUCAUUCAGCAACCUAAGAUUUACAUUCAAGCACAAAUCGGUGAGACGGGAUUUACAGGAGUCGGGAGAAAGCAAACAAAAAGUAUACUCAUGUUUAGUGUUAUCCACCAGCGACCUACGCCAAUCCCAUUUGGAUAUUGCCGAGGUCGCGAUAAAUCAAUCCCCCAAGGGCUUUAUAGUUUCUCAGGGCAAUCCGUUGAGGAUGACCCAUAGAAGGUCACAGGCGUAUAGGCAGAAGAGAGUCUAUUAUAUAUCUACCAAAUUGCUGCAUGCAAGGCUGUUCAUAAUGGAUAUAAUAACUGAAGCAGGCACGUACGUGAAGGAGUUUAUAAAUGGAGAUUUGGGUCGAAGUAUGCCUUCGAUUAGCCAUUUGUUGGGCGGAAUAGAUUUGUACGUACUUAAAUUGGAUGUGAUUGACAUCAAGUACUGGAAUUAG